UGCUUCUCUGCUUCAGGUCCCCCUGAAGACUUGCUUAGAGGGCAGAGGAGUCAUCUCUUGGAAGGGGAAUGUGCGUCUGAGUUCUGCGAACUGGAAAGGGCUGACCCAGCAUCAUGGAGGUGGUGGAGGCAGAGAGUCCCCUGAACCCCAGCUGUAAGAUAAUGACCUUCAGACCCUCCAUGGAAGAGUUCCGGGAGUUCAACAGAUACCUCGCAUACAUGGAAUCUAGAGGAGCCCACCGAGCCGUCUUGCCAAGGUCUUUGAUCCAUUUUAAUGUGAUUCUAGUACAGGUGAUUCCUCCUAAGGAGUGGAAGCCAAGGCAAUGCUAUGAUGACAUUGAUAAUUUGCUUAUUCCAGCACCGAUUCAGCAGAUGGUCACAGGGCAGUCAGGACUGUUCACUCAAUACAACAUCCAGAAAAAAGCCAUGACCGUGAAGGAGUUCAGGCAGCUGGCCAACAGCGGCAAAUAUUGUACCCCAAGAUAUUUGGACUAUGAAGAUUUGGAGCGCAAGUACUGGAAGAAUUUAACUUUCGUGGCACCUAUCUAUGGUGCAGAUAUUAAUGGGAGCAUAUAUGAUGAGGGUGUGGAUGAGUGGAAUAUCGCUCGCCUCAAUACAGUCUUGGAUGUGGUGGAAGAAGAGUGCGGUAUUUCCAUUGAGGAUGUGAACACCCCCUACCUCUACUUCGGCAUGUGGAAGACCACAUUUGCAUGGCACACCGAGGACAUGGACCUCUACAGCAUUAAUUAUCUCCAUUUUGGAGAGCCCAAGUCUUGGCAAGUCACUUUUUAAAUAGUAAUUUGCUUC
Fukomys damarensis (Damara mole-rat) is the source of this 806-nucleotide messenger RNA. Its product is annotated as lysine-specific demethylase 4C. The transcript has 6 exons. Gene Ontology annotation, molecular function: histone H3K36 demethylase activity; histone H3K9 demethylase activity. NCBI's taxonomy places the organism in Eukaryota, Metazoa, Chordata, Mammalia, Rodentia, Bathyergidae. Gene Ontology annotation, biological process: chromatin remodeling. The record is from RefSeq and is a predicted model, not a curated record. The coding region runs from base 114 to 791 and encodes 225 amino acids. Gene Ontology annotation, cellular component: nucleus.